Messenger RNA from Emiliania huxleyi CCMP1516, 1059 nucleotides. RefSeq lists its product as hypothetical. The record is from RefSeq and is a predicted model, not a curated record. The transcript has 2 exons. NCBI's taxonomy places the organism in Eukaryota, Haptophyta, Isochrysidales, Noelaerhabdaceae. Bases 1 to 1059 code for a protein of 352 amino acids. Gene Ontology annotation, biological process: phosphatidylcholine biosynthetic process.
AUGCCUCCCUCCUCGUGGCAUUUUCUCGGCCCGGGCACGCCCAAACGUCGGAGCUCGCGAAUCGCGGCUAAAUCCCAGGCGUGCUUGACUUACGAGGAUGGCCUGCGCACUGCCCUUGCCGUCGUCCAAUUGGAGCAACACAGAUUUGGCGCAUCGCCAGUCCUCGGCUUUAACCGGGGCAAGUUUUUUCUGGGGCAGGCAAAGGCCUUCGGCAGCAUCUACAUCGCCGGACGCUGGCCACAGCACUAUUAUCUUUGGCACUGCCUUCAGUUCUGCAUCCUCACGCCCAUUCACGCCUGGCGUUGGUCUCAACCAUCCCUCGCUGGCCUGGCUUACUUUGUGGAGUUUUGUUGGGCGGCCAACUUCUCCAUGACGAUCUAUCUGAUUUCCCUCGGCGUCUACCCUGAAAAGUUUGACCGCGAGACACGCGCAACUGCGCUGCGCACCCUCUUCGCCUUCGGCGCCGGCCCGCUCGGCGGUUCGGUGGUGCUUCUUGGAAAUGCGCUCGUCCCGCACAGCGUGGACCACAUGAUGUCGCUCAUCAUUCACCUCUCGCCGCACAUCGCCGCCCACUGCCUCCGGUGGCACACGGAGAACGACCUCUUCCCCAUUGACCAGGUUCUGCUCUCUGAGUAUAUCCAGCUGCCCCUCGCCUUCCUCGCGGUGUGGGCUAUGCUCCAUGCCGCCUUCAUGCUAGCCUUUGGCGAUGCGCUCCGCAGCAGGCAUUGGAACACGACCUAUCACUACAACAUGAGCUCGCGCGGCGGCCGCAACAUCUUCACCGCCGUUCUUGGCCGCAUCGGCGAGGGCGGGUCUGAGACGCUCCGCUUCCUGAAGUACGAGGUGAUCUCGGUGGCGCUGAACGCCGCCAUCCUUUGCACGACGUACCCCCUGUACGCGUAUGGCACUCCGGAGAUCCACUUUGCGGUCGUCCUGUGCACCGGCUUGUUCGCCGCGUGGAACGGCGCGUCCUGGUACAACCACCGAUUGCAAAACUUUACCCGGCAAAUCGACCGGCAGAUCGAGCAGUGCGCCCCGAGCAAGCCAAAGGAGAGCUGA